AUGAGCGCCUCGGCCCCCACCGGCGUCUUCGUCCUGUCCCUCUCGGCCAUCCCGGUCACUUACCUGGUCAACGCCUUGGCGGCCGCGGGCAGUUCGUGGGUCAUCGUAGCCAUUGGAUCACUGGUCCUGUUCUUAGUGGCUCUUGCAGCUCGAUGUCUGGUGAAGAGAAAACCACCCAAGGAUCCGCUUUUUUAUGUCUAUGCGGUAUUUGCUUUCACCGGUGUCGUGAACCUGAUUAUUGGGCUUGAGCAAGAUGGCGUCAUAGAUGGAUUCAUGACCCAUUACUUGAAAGAGGGCGAGCCUCACCUGAACACAGCAUAUGGCCACAUGAUUUGCUACUGGGAUGGCUCUGUUCACUAUCUGAUGUAUCUCUUAAUGGUGGCAGCUAUUGCUUGGGAGGAAACGUACCGGAACAUUGGCCUGUAUUGGCUGGGAUCCAUCAUGAUGAGUGUGAUUGUCUUUGUGCCUGGAAAUAUUGUAGGAAAGUAUGGAACGAGAAUUUGUCCUGCGUCUUUAUUAAGUAUACCGUACGUUUGUCUUCCAUUAUGGGCUGGAUUCAGAAUCUAUAAUCAACCGCCAGCGAACUGCAGCUCAACAGCCAAGGCAAUUAAAAAAGUGCAGCAGAAACGACUGUUCAGAAGACCUCUAGACCUCUUCUUGACUGCCUACUUUGUCUUCGCAACUGGAUUUUGCCUGUUCAGGGGCAUGGUUGCCUUGGACUGCCCAGCUGAACCGUGCCGGCUAUACAACCAAUUGCACGAACCUUACCUGAAAGAUCCUGCCGCCUAUCCGAAACUUCAGAUGUUGGUGUACAUGUUCUACUCUGUGCCAUAUUACGUAAUGGCGCUUUAUGGCUUGCUGGUGCCUGGAUGCUCCUGGAUGCCCGAUUUAACCUUGAUACACGCUGGAGGACUCGCCCAGGCUCAGUUUUCGCACAUAGGUUCCUCUCUACAUGCUAGAACACCAUACACCUACCGAGUCCCCGAAGAAGCAAAGGUGUGGUUUCUAAUUCUCAACGUAACAUACGGACUCCUUCCUCAGCUAUUGGCUUAUAGAUGUGUCCAGAAUCCAGAGUUUUUCUUGAAGCCAAAGCCAGAAGAGAAAGCUGAGUGAGAAGACAGAAGUUAUGCAUUUACUUUUGCAUUACUGGACUGCCGUUACAAACCCAAUUUUUAUUGUGUCUUUGCUGCAAAUAAAGACUUAUUCUGUC
Messenger RNA from Euleptes europaea (tarantolino), 1210 nucleotides. RefSeq names its product transmembrane 6 superfamily member 1 (gene TM6SF1). The transcript is spliced from 10 exons. Gene Ontology annotation, cellular component: lysosomal membrane. The record is from RefSeq and is a predicted model, not a curated record. The coding region runs from base 1 to 1113 and encodes 370 amino acids. Lineage: Eukaryota; Metazoa; Chordata; Lepidosauria; Squamata; Sphaerodactylidae.